Messenger RNA from Notothenia coriiceps (black rockcod), 1226 nucleotides. RefSeq names its product gamma-aminobutyric acid type B receptor subunit 1-like. The coding region runs from base 762 to 1226 and encodes 154 amino acids. Gene Ontology annotation, molecular function: G protein-coupled GABA receptor activity. The transcript is spliced from 3 exons. The record is from RefSeq and is a predicted model, not a curated record. Gene Ontology annotation, biological process: gamma-aminobutyric acid signaling pathway; G protein-coupled receptor signaling pathway. Gene Ontology annotation, cellular component: membrane; G protein-coupled receptor heterodimeric complex. Lineage: Eukaryota; Metazoa; Chordata; Actinopteri; Perciformes; Nototheniidae.
UGAAGCACAGAGCUGAAGCUGAGCGCAGCUCCCGUCACAUUCUCUCUUCUCCUCCUGAGAGGCUCGCUGCAUUCCAGCGCUGUGGCGGCUUUCCCGUCCCAGAAUGACCUUGCUGUGAGAUUGACCGCGCUCCCAUCACACUGCAUUGGAUUAUUGGAAAUGUUUCUCUGUUGUGCGCUGUUGCUAUAGAGCAUGUGCUGGAAUGAGCAUUUGGACAGGAGUGCUGUGAGUAUGUAGGCGGAUUACUGAGGACGCUCAGAUACACAACGAGACGAUCCGGACAGAACAAAGCUCGGUGCAGAUUUGUUCAUGAGCAGGAAGAGGGACCAUCUUUUAUCUGUGCUCAACACCUAGCCCAUACCUGUUUAGCAGCUUUAGCAGAAGGAGAUAAAGCCCGGUUUGAUCUGGACUUUCCGUUUGGUAUUUAAGUUUGGUUUGCAAACAGCAACUCCAGCCUCCUCUUAUGUGUGUCUCCGUUCACACUCAGUUGCAUGAGGAUCAUUUUGGCUUUGCAUGGUAGAGAAAUACAAAUCAUUUCCCUAAGGCUUCUUUAGUUGGAGAAGAGUUCACAGCAGUUUGAUUCAUUUGGUUGUCAGCUCUUAAGAAACAGUACAAUUCCGCCGAUGCCCUUCAUGUCAUUCAUUUUUAUGAAUGUGCUUCCGUCUGUGAGGAUCUAGUCGCUCAUGGGAAUAGAUUCCUCCUGACCCACGCACACUUCCACCAUAGUAUUAAAGUACGGUACUGGAGAAAUAAAAGGAGCUAUGGCUUGGCUCCUCCGAAGGACCCUUCCUCGCUUCUCUCUGACCCUCACCCUCACUGUCCUCCUCUCCUGCUCCCGCCCGGUUCUAGGCAAGAAGAAGCUCUACAUCGGAGCCCUGUUCCCCAUGAGCGGAGGCUGGCCGGGGGGACAAGCCUGCCUCCCCGCCGCUCAGAUGGCUCUGGACCUGGUGAACAGCAGGACCGACAUACUGCCCGACUACGAGCUGGAGCUGAUACACUACGACAGCAUGUGUGAUCCAGGUGAGGCCACCAAGCUGCUCUAUGACCUUCUGUACACGGAGCCCAUUAAAAUCGUGCUGAUGCCAGGCUGCAGCUCUGUGUCCACGCUGGUGGCUGAAGCUGCCCGCAUGUGGAACCUCAUAGUGGCACAACCUUUUGGCGAAGACGCAGGAGUGAAAGGCAACAAAAGAGUCCACUCUGUCAAAACUAGUUCCUGGACGGUGUGA